UACAUCCUAUGGGCUGAUUCAAACCCUGUAUGGGCCCUGGCUGUAGCAGUGAGAAGAACUAGUAUCCCCUCCAGCCAUGAGUGUAGAGGACGCAGAGGGUGAGAAGGAACCCAUGGAGGGGGAUAACAUAGGGGGCACCCCCUUUAACCCUUUCCUUCACGAAUUCGACCCGGAAGGCUUCUGGCAGAAAUUUAGGUUCUACGUCCUAGGUGUGAUUCUCUUCCCUUUGCGUUUUCUGCUGGCAUCCAUCUUCCUCUUUCUUAUGUGGCCAAUUGCUGCAUUAAGAGUAGCUGGGCUCACAGAAGAAGAGCUUAGUCGAUCAAUUCGUCACCGUCGCACCAUCCUACAUCACCUGAUUUACCUUCUGAGCCGCACUAUGUUCUUCAUGUGUGGCUUCCACUGGAUCACCAUCCGUGGCCGUCGCGCACCCAGCUCUGAGGCCCCACUUCUGGUUGUAGCUCCUCACUCCACUUUCUUUGAUCCCAUUGUUACUGUGGUCUGUGACCUCCCAUCCGUUGUGUCCAGAGUGGAGAACCUCAAGAUCCCAGUGAUUGGAGCUCUGCUUCGAUUUAAUCAGUCCAUUAUGGUGUCCAGACAUGAUCGUGCCUCACGGAAAAAAGUGGUGGAGGAGGUGAAGAGAAGAGCCACAUCGAAUGGGAACUGGCCUCAGCUGCUGUUUUUUCCUGAAGGAACUAAUGGUAAUGGACAGGUGUUGCUGAAGUUUAAGCCAGGUGCCUUUGUGGCUGGAGUGCCUGUCCAACCAGUGCUUAUGAGAUAUCCUAACAAAUUGCCUGCAACAGUUUGGACAUGGAAAGGGAAUGGAGUACUUAAGGUUCUCUGGCUCACUAUGUCUCAGUUCUUCAUCAACCUGGAAAUAGAGUUCCUUCCUGUUUAUAACCCAUCACCUGACGAGAAGGCAGACCCUGUACUUUAUGCCAACAAUGUGCAGAAGAUAAUGGCCGAAGCACUUGGUAAACCAGCAACAGAAUUUGAAUUAAUGGGUGAUACACCUGUAACUCCCAUUGGGCACCUGAAGGUGGCAGUGGAUCCCAAGAUCUGGGAAAUCGGUAAAAUCCUCAAGAAAGCUGGGUUCUCCUUUGACAGCGUGCAAGGCCUGAUAGAUCUCUGCCUGGAAGGAGUGUGCUCUCGUGUGGGAUUGGAUGAGCUGGCAGAGAAGUUGGACAUAAGGCAGAGUGAUGUUAUCUCUCGUGUAUUCAGCUACUUUAACAAGGAUGCUGCAGGAAUGAUUGAUUUUCGGGAGGUCUCCUUGGUACUGGCUGCCCAGGACGCCACACGUUCUGCAGAAGAACUGGCAAAGCUUGCAUUUGAUCUGUUUGCUGUCUGUGAUUCUGAUGGAUGCUUCCUCCUGUCUUCUGAUGGAUUCUCCUCAAUCCUGCGCUCUCUCCUUGGCACUCCCCCUGCAGACAGUGGCAAGGUGUACACAGAAUUGUUGACCCAUACAGAGCCAUGUGGUUUGACCUGUGAUGGAUUCCUGAGGUUUGCCAUGCACCACCAUUGUUACCAUCAUCUCUUCCUCUUCUACCUUCGCCCUCCAGCUGCAGGACGCCGAAAGCCACCACGCAGCCAGCAAAAUGGGGGGAGUGCCGGGAAAUAUAAUCCCGGAAACCAACGCAAGUUGGAUUGACCUAGGGAGGGAGGGGGGGGAUAUUUUAAUGGGAAACUGGGGAUGAGGGGGAAGGGUAAGACUCCAAAAAAAGGUGUUGAACAAUUGCUUUUUCGCAGGUUUACUGUAAUGAAUUCAGGACAGACCUGCCCACAGCAAAGUGGUCUUCUACAGACUUCCCAGCAUAUAGUAUGAAUGAAAACCAAUAAACUGGGUGUAGUGAAGAGGGUUCUCUAUAGUGGGGUGGUUUAUGCAGAUUUUAACAAGUUUGGUUAAGCAGCAAUAUUCUGCAUGUUUUAUUAUGAAAGGAAAGAUGGUUAAAUGUGCUUUUAUGGGGAAAUGCACUGAAGUUUGUAUAUUAAGAGGUUGCUCUGCAGAUUCUAUGAUAACAGAGCAAUGUCCUGCAUAGUAGUUGCAGGUGCAGGUUGGGGAGGAUGAUGACACCCCAAAUAUAUCAGCUCUCAGGGAAACAGCCUCCCCUUCCCCCAGAAAAUUUUACAUUUGUACCUUAUUUGGAUAUUUUGUGUCUGACAGGUCCCUGUGUAUUGGCACUAUCGUUAGUGCGCUGAAUGAUUAUUUUUAAUAAAAAAAAUAAAAUAAAGUUAUGCCAUGUCUUA
This is a messenger RNA of Pelobates fuscus (common spadefoot toad), 2241 nucleotides long. RefSeq names its product lysophosphatidylcholine acyltransferase 4 (gene LPCAT4). Gene Ontology annotation, biological process: phosphatidylcholine acyl-chain remodeling. Lineage: Eukaryota; Metazoa; Chordata; Amphibia; Anura; Pelobatidae. The record is from RefSeq and is a predicted model, not a curated record. Gene Ontology annotation, molecular function: lysophosphatidic acid acyltransferase activity; 1-acylglycerophosphocholine O-acyltransferase activity. The transcript is spliced from 14 exons. Gene Ontology annotation, cellular component: endoplasmic reticulum. Bases 77 to 1645 code for a protein of 522 amino acids.